AGCGGUCGAGGUACAAGAGGGGUGGUACCAUUUGAGUAACACCGCUGACGCUUAUUGCAGACGCCAUACUGAAAGAACAAUCUCAAAAUGGCGGAAACAAAGUGAGAGACAAAAAAACAAAGUAUUGCAACUCUUGUUAUUCGGAGCUGUGGCUAACGCUACUAGUUGUAGUACGCAACAAGAUGAAAAAGCAAUUCUAUAGGGUCAAACAACUUGCAGAUCAAAAAGUUGGAAGGGCCGAGAAGACAGAAAUUCUAUCCGUGGAUCUGCAAAAUGUUGAAAAGACCGUUGAUAAGAUCAAGACGGCAUGCCAAUCAGCAAGCAAACGAAUUUCUGCGUCUAUGCAGGGUUCAGGCAGUGACUUUGAAAGACGUCUGGCUAUUAGGUAUUUUAGAGCCAAGGGCAGUCAGGAUGAUAUUGCUAUGUUGGGAAGUGAUCUCGAUAAACCAGAUACUUUUAUGAGAAAACUGAACCAGACUGGACUUGCAAAUAGUAUGCUGGAAUCUAGCAAUCAGCUAGGAGACAUGUCCCUUUUAGGAAUGGUUUUAUCACAGACAGGAGAAGCACAACUUUCAAUUGCUCGAAGUCUGUGUGAAUUUGAAAUGUCUGUUGAGAAGAAUGUAAUGAUUCCUAUGACAACAAUACUUGAGAAUGACAUCCCUAAUAUCUAUCAAGCUAAAAAGAAGCUCUCCAAAGCAGCACUUGAGAUGGAUACAUGUAAGUCCCGUUAUCUGGCAGCUCUAAAAACCUUUCAGGGUGCAAGCAAAGAUCCCUGGGGGGCACAAAGCAAAGCUGACGCCCUGAAGGAAGAACUUGAAAAUGAGACCGCGAAGUUUGAAGCAUGUCAGGAUGGGUUUACCACAGAAGCUCUCACCUUUGUUGCCAGAGAAGCAGAAUUUGCUGAAUGGAUGAUUAAGUUUAUAGAAGCCCAGCAGGAAUACCAUAAAAGUGCAUCGAUGAUCUUACAGGAUGUUCUUCCCCUCUUGAAAACCCAAGUUGAAAGUUCAUCGUUACGCUCAGUGUUCGGUUGCCCUCUUGAGGAGCACCUGAAAGUCCAGCGUCGGUCCAUAGCGUUCGUCCUAGAAGAGUGUCUAACUUAUCUCCACGAAGAGGCCCUACAAGAGCAGGGGUUAUUUAGAAUGGCAGGGAGCUCUGGGAAGAUUAGAAAACUCAAGGCAGCCUUUGAUGCCGGAAUGGUCGAUUUAACAGAGUUCGAUUGUGAUGUUCACGCUAUCACAGGAGUACUUAAGCAGUACCUUCGCGAGCUACCAGAGCCCUUAAUGACCUUUGCCCUCUACGACGAUUGGAUCCAGGCUGCCAGUAUACAGGAUAGUGGUGCGAGGUUGCAGGCAUACUGGGGACUCGUGGAUAAGCUUCCUAAAGCGAAUAAAGACAAUCUGAGGUACCUGAUCUGCUUUCUUGGUAAACUGGCGGACUAUAGCGAAGUUAACAAGAUGACAGCGAGCAACAUCGCCAUCGUCAUUGCGCCCAACAUCAUCUACUCCGAGCAGGACACGUCAGAUGCCAUAAAUUUGCAUCACACUGGUGUCCAGUCUUCUAUCGUCGAAGCGCUGAUUCAACACCACAGCUGGUUCUUCCCUGAAGGAGUCGACUUUUUCCGUCCUGCACAUGUCAGCACGAACGGUUCCUCGCCGGCGAGCGCAUCCCCCACCCCUCCCCGAUUCGAAUCUGCUAACGACGCCUCUGCGGAUCCUGGGGCUACCAAACAAGCCCCUGUAAGGGAGGGGAUGGCAGGGAAGGAAGUGUCGACUGAGGAGUUCCAAAGCGUCACUGGAGGCUUGUUAGACGAGGUCGUGGACAUGAUCAACAAAAAUAACGACUCCGAACCCGAGGAAGGCAGGGCGACCACGCCUGAUGCAACCAAGAUUCCGCAAAACCAACAGGCACAGCCACCACUUCGUACCCACUCCAACUCGUCCAGCGCACCACAGGCCCGUGGAGCCGCGCAAUUCGUGACUACACAGGAAAAACCAAAGCGGCCCGCACCGACCCCCUCACAGACUCAGGUCAAGUACAUGGGCUCCACAAGUCCUGUCGCUACCAGUCCUCCUCCACACCCGCCCCCGCCAGCACAUCACGUGAACAAGCCAGGAGUACCCCCUCCCCCUCCGCCUUCGAAGACAGGCAAAUCGAAACCAUAACACAAGCUGAUAAUAAUAAGUGUAGGAUAUGAAACAUGGCAUUUGGGUGGGCUCUUAUUACACACUUAAUGAAGCUCUAGAACAAAAUGUUAUUCGAUUUAUAAAUAAAAUGUCAACUGCAACCGAAAAGACAGCUGACCAGCUGUUUUUUAAAAUUGCCGCUGACCGUCUCAUGUUUCCUUCUAGUAGACUUUCUUGGAAGCCUUCAAUAUAAAAAUAUAUUUUUGCGGGUACAAUGCAGGGAGAACUUAUUCUGGAUCUCUAUUUUGAUUAGCAAGUAAAAGAAAAAAACGGCUUCUGAAAAUUACAAGAAUUUUCAGUGAUUUUUUGUGUAAAAAUGUAAAAAUUAGAUAAGUAAUGAAAUAAGUUUCAGAUAAAGUAAUUACUACUGAGGAAUUAGUUAGGUCUUUGAAUUGUUGAAUAUUUUAUUUUGUCAAUGCAUAUUUCUGAAUAAAAGUCAAUAGUACA
Nematostella vectensis (starlet sea anemone) is the source of this 2630-nucleotide messenger RNA. Its product is annotated as rho GTPase-activating protein 44. Gene Ontology annotation, biological process: regulation of Rac protein signal transduction; regulation of actin cytoskeleton organization; positive regulation of GTPase activity. Gene Ontology annotation, cellular component: cytoplasm; intracellular anatomical structure. Gene Ontology annotation, molecular function: GTPase activator activity; protein binding. The record is from RefSeq and is a predicted model, not a curated record. The transcript has 19 exons. NCBI's taxonomy places the organism in Eukaryota, Metazoa, Cnidaria, Anthozoa, Actiniaria, Edwardsiidae. Bases 183 to 2162 code for a protein of 659 amino acids.